Messenger RNA from Zophobas morio, 2950 nucleotides. RefSeq names its product periodic tryptophan protein 2 homolog. The record is from RefSeq and is a predicted model, not a curated record. Gene Ontology annotation, cellular component: small-subunit processome; Pwp2p-containing subcomplex of 90S preribosome. Gene Ontology annotation, molecular function: protein binding. Gene Ontology annotation, biological process: maturation of SSU-rRNA from tricistronic rRNA transcript (SSU-rRNA, 5.8S rRNA, LSU-rRNA); ribosomal small subunit assembly. Bases 160 to 2928 code for a protein of 922 amino acids. NCBI's taxonomy places the organism in Eukaryota, Metazoa, Arthropoda, Insecta, Coleoptera, Tenebrionidae. The transcript is spliced from 15 exons.
CCCUACUAUAUAAAGAUCGUGAACGGACAAAGUUUUUCAUUGCAACCAUGACAGGUUUUUUUAUUUGAAAGGUGGAAUGGCGUUAUGUUUACAUCUAUUUUAAGGUUAUGUUUGUGGUGAUUAAGAUUUUAUAACACGUGCAAAUUCAACUCUUUUGCAAUGAAGUUUUCUUAUAAGUUUAACAAUCUCCUCGGAACUGUGUAUAAAAAGGGCGAUUUGAUAUUCACCCCGGACGGAAACUCGGUUGUAAGCCCCGUCGGCAACCGAUUAAGCAUUUUCGACUUAAAAAAUGACAAAGUGACCACACUACCUGUAGAAAGCAGAUACAAUUACACAGCUUUAGAUUUAAGCCCCAACGGCUGCUCCCUCAUUGCCAUAAACGAAGAAGGCGAAGCCCACUGGAUCAGUCUAAUCUCACAAACCAUCGUCCACAAGUACAGGUUUAAACGGAAAGUGCGAGCUGUGAAGUUUAGCCCCGAUGGUAAACAUUUCGCAGUGUGCAAAGAAAACAAUGUUUUUGUGUUUAAAGCCCCGGGACCUCUAUCUGGUGAAUAUAACGCUUUUAUCAUGGAGCGGGUUUUCCAUGGGGCUUAUGAUGAAACCACCUGUCUUGAUUGGUCUUUUGAUUCAAGAAUUUUGGCUGUUGGGUCAAAAGAUAUGGCUGUUAAGUUGUACCCUCUGGACAAGUGGAGUAAUUUCCGGAUUUAUUCUUUGGGAAAUCAUACUGAUAGCAUUGUGGGGUGCUUUUUUGAGGACUAUACAUAUGAUAUUACGACGAUUAGUAGGAAUGGACAGGCGUGUAUAUGGGAGUGUAGUGUAGACCCAGAUAAAUUAGUUCCAUUGGAUAAGGCACCACCAAGGAAAAAAAAGAAAGAAUCAGCCGACUCUGACGAAGACGAUAUCGAUAUUACUAAAGCCAUAGAACCCACAGAGGCUGAAAUUGCAGCCGCUUUGGAAGACAACAAAGAAGAAAAAGUCGAUCAAAAUGAUAAAUUUUUCUAUAAACGGUUAGCGCGUCACUACUUAGCGGAUGAAGCGCGAAAAGAAGACAGUCAAGCGGUGCUCACUUCUGCCGCGUAUCACAAAAAAACAAAAAUUUUAAUUACAGGCUUCUCAAACGGAUCUUUCUUCAUUCACGAACUCCCCGACGUCAGUUUAAUUCACUCGUUAUCUAUAUCCAAUCAAAAAAUCUCGUCGAUUUCGUUGAACUCGACGGGGGAUUGGAUCGCUCUUGGUUGUGGUGGGCUGGGCCAACUCCUAGUCUGGGAAUGGCAAAGCGAAAUCUACCGUUUGAAGCAACAAAGCCACUCCAACAACAUGAGCAGCAUCUGCUACUCCACGGACGGCCAACUCCUCGCCAGCGGCGGCGAAGACGGCAAAGUCAAACUCUGGAAUGUCCACUCGGGCUUCUGCUUUGUCACUUUCAGUGAACAUUCCAGUGCCGUAACCAGCGUGGCUUUCAGCGGCUCAAAAAAAUUCCUGGUAUCGGCAUCCCUGGAUGGCACUGUGCGAGCCUACGACCUAAUCCGUUACCGAAAUUUCCGCACUUUCGCCUCACCCAGACCUGUUCAGUUCGCGUCGGUUUCUGUGGACAGUAGCGGAGAAUUCGUGGCCGCUGGCGGCCAAGACGUCUUCGAAAUUUUCUUGUGGUCAAUCAAAACCGGGAAGCUUUUGGAGAUUUUGAGCGGGCACGAGGGGCCAGUGACUAGUGUGGCGUUCAGUCCUAGUGUCACCAGCACCUGCAUGGCUUCGGUUUCCUGGGACAAAACUCUGCGAAUAUGGGAUGCGAUUGAGAAGGGUUCAGCCCAUGAAACAGUGGAACUGUUGUCAGAUGGGUUGUGUGUGGCUUUUAAACCCAACGGACAAGAAGUGGCUGUGGCAACCCUGGACGGUCAAAUUGUGAUUUUCGAUGUGAAAACUGCCAGUCAACUGAAGAGUAUUGAAGGCAGAAAUGACUUAGGAAGCGGACGGUCGGAUACCGAUUUAAUAACAGCGAAGAAGACGCUUCAGGCUAAAGCUUUUACAAGCUUGUGUUAUUCCGCCGACGGGGAGUUUCUUUUGGCGGGUGGCCAAUCAAAGAACGUCUGCAUUUACAACAUUGCCGAGUCUCUGAUUGUGAAAAAGUUUGAGGUUACGCAGAAUCGGUCACUGGAUGCAGUGGAUGAUUUCAUUAAUCGGCGAAAACUGAACGAGUUUGGCAACGUCGCUCUUGUGGAGGAACGCGAGGAGAUGGAAGGGGGUAACGUGACGCUUAAAUUGCCUGGGGCGAGGAAAGGUGAUAUGGCUAGUAGAGUCCUAAAGCCUGAAGUGCGCAUUUUUUCUUUACAAUUUUCACCAACUGGGCAACAGUGGGCUGCUGCCACCACUGAAGGACUCCUCGUCUAUUCGUUAUCGUCGGGUCUAGUUUUCGACCCGUGGGAUUUACAGAUCGGGAUUACGCCACAAGCGGUGAAAAAUUGUCUCAGAGAUGGAGACAAUCUUAAUGCUCUGACGAUGGCUAUGAAACUCAACGAGGCUCCUUUAAUUCAAGAAGUCAUGGAAAAUAUACCGGUCAAGGAUGUUGAGUUAAUUGUUGCUGCCUUGAGUGAACAAUACGUCCACAGGCUUUUGCUAAUUGUUUCUAGCGCUUUGGACAGUUCGCGACAUCUAGAGUAUUAUUUAAUUUGGGCCCAAAAUUUACUGACGAUUCAUGGGCCUAAAAUCGCCCCGCAGAAAAAUAUGGCGUAUUUGUUGGCUUUGGAAAAGAGCUUGCAUAGGAAAUACGAACAAAUCUCAAAAAUUUGCGAAUUUAACAAAUUUACCAUUCAGUACGUGAUGAAGCUGGGUGACGAAAUAGCAAAAAGAAUGAAGAAUGAUAAAGACAAAAUGGAACUUGAUGAAGCAAGUUCGGAAGAUGAAAACAACGACUUUUACAUGGAAUCUGACUAAUAAAUGAAGUUUUAUUGUUUUA